Messenger RNA from Physeter macrocephalus (sperm whale), 443 nucleotides. Its product is annotated as cytochrome c oxidase assembly protein COX20, mitochondrial-like. NCBI's taxonomy places the organism in Eukaryota, Metazoa, Chordata, Mammalia, Artiodactyla, Physeteridae. The transcript is spliced from 2 exons. Bases 1 to 438 code for a protein of 145 amino acids. Gene Ontology annotation, cellular component: mitochondrial inner membrane; mitochondrion. The record is from RefSeq and is a predicted model, not a curated record. Gene Ontology annotation, biological process: mitochondrial respiratory chain complex IV assembly.
AUGAACACUGAACUGUUGUUUGCAGACCAGGAAAUGGAAGGACUCAAAGAAGGGGCACAGGCGCCAACCAUCCCCACGGCGGCUGUGCUGGAGCCAGGGGAGCCCGGGAAGGGGAAGCCGUUUAAGCUCCUAGGAAUUUUAGAUGUUGAAAACAUUCCCUAUGCACAGGUUUCGAUAUUAUUCGGUUCAUUAGGAUCUGUUGAGGCUGGCUUUGGACGUUUUUUGUUAACCAGUAGAAUUAGAAGAUCAUGUGAUGUUGGAGUAGGAGGAUUUAUCUUGGUGACUUUAGGAUGCUGGUUCCAUUGUAGGUAUAAUUAUGCAAAGCUAAGAAUCCAGGAAAGACUUGCCAGAGAAGGAAUUAAAAACAAGAUUUUAUAUGAAAGUAUCCACCUUGAUCCUGAAAGAAAACAAACCAACGGUGGCGGCAGCAGCAAUUGAGCAGU